This is a messenger RNA of Talpa occidentalis (Iberian mole), 1914 nucleotides long. Its product is annotated as actin-related protein 2/3 complex subunit 3. Gene Ontology annotation, molecular function: actin filament binding; GTPase activity. Lineage: Eukaryota; Metazoa; Chordata; Mammalia; Eulipotyphla; Talpidae. The record is from RefSeq and is a predicted model, not a curated record. Gene Ontology annotation, biological process: Arp2/3 complex-mediated actin nucleation; regulation of actin filament polymerization. Gene Ontology annotation, cellular component: Arp2/3 protein complex; cytoskeleton. Bases 54 to 908 code for a protein of 284 amino acids. The transcript is spliced from 8 exons.
UGACUCGGAGCGGUUCGGCGCGCCCCGCCGCUGCGGGCGCCCGAGGGGUCGACAUGCCUCGGUACGCGCAGCUGGUCAUGGGACCCGCGGGCAGCGGGAAGAGCACCUACUGCGCCACCAUGGUCCAGCAUUGUGAAGCCCUCAACCGCUCUGUCCAGGUGGUCAACCUGGAUCCAGCAGCAGAGCACUUCAACUACCCUGUGAUGGCUGAUAUCCGGGAACUGAUUGAGGUAGAUGACGUGAUGGAGGACGAUUCUCUGAGGUUUGGUCCCAAUGGAGGAUUGGUAUUUUGCAUGGAGUACUUUGCCAAUAAUUUUGACUGGUUAGAAAACUGCCUUGGCCAUGUAGAAGACGACUACAUCCUUUUUGACUGUCCAGGUCAGAUUGAACUGUACACUCACCUGCCCGUCAUGAAACAGCUGGUGCAGCAAUUGGAACAGUGGGAGUUCCGAGUCUGUGGCGUUUUUCUCGUUGAUUCUCAGUUCAUGGUGGAGUCAUUCAAGUUUAUUUCUGGCAUCUUGGCAGCCCUGAGUGCGAUGAUAUCUCUAGAGAUUCCACAAGUGAACAUCAUGACAAAAAUGGAUCUACUGAGCAAGAAAGCUAAAAAGGAAAUUGAGAAGUUUCUGGAUCCAGACAUGUAUUCUUUACUAGAUGAUUCUACAAAUGACUUAAGAAGCAAAAAAUUCAAAAAGUUGACUCAAGCCAUUUGUGGACUGGUUGAUGACUACAGCAUGGUUCGGUUUUUGCCUUAUGACCAGUCAGAUGAAGAGAGCAUGAACAUCGUGCUACAGCACAUUGAUUUCACCAUUCAGUAUGGGGAAGACUUGGAAUUCAAAGAACCUAAGGAACAUGAAGAUGAAUCAUCUUCCAUGUUUGAUGAGUAUUUUCAAGAGCGUCAGAAUGAAUGAAGAGUGUAUUAAAAAGGAACUGUGUCUGUGUGAAGACCCAUGACUGAGUCAGCAGAACACUCUUUGAAGUACACAGAGCUGGGAAGCUGCUUGUUUUAUAAACAAAAAUAAUACUUGGCUGUUUGUCUGCAGCGGGCCUGAAUCAAGGGUUGAGGUUUUCUGAAACUGCUGCUGCAAUGGAAUCUUAGUAUUCUAUUUUAACAACAUCAAUUUAGAUUUUAAAAGUUGAAAUCGCAAUGAACGCUCAUGGUUUUGUACAUAAUCUAAAUUAGCACCUGUGGUCAGUUAAGACCGGUGUAACUUCAUUUUGCGGUUUGAUUUUUCUUUCUUUUUUCUUUUCUUUUUUUUUUUUUUAAGACAUUUGAGGGUCAGGAGUAACUGUAACAGAAUAUACAUAUGUGUCUCCAAAGGCAAAAACCUGGAAGAAUUCAGAUAAGACCAUACUUUAUUUGUAUCUUCCAGUUUUCCUACACUGAAGAGGUAUUAGUUGUAUCACUAAAAAUUAAAAGUAACUUUAUGUUGUAAGAUAUCUAUGUGUGUGUUAGAGAUGUAAAUACAGAGGGAAGCACUAGCUUUUCAUUACACUCUGGCUGGCAUGAACUCGUGCGGUAGCUUGACAGCGCAGUCUUUAACCCCUGCGCCACCAGGGAGUCCCUGUUACCUCCAUUUUCAAGUAAGGAAAUGGGCGCCGUGAGGUAAAAUUGCCGGGAAUGACCGUGCUAGUAAAUGGUGGAAUCUGGAUUCAAAGCUACGAUCCACUUUCCCAACCUUAAGGAAGGGUCGCUGUAGAGAAUGAAGCCCAAAUCCCUUCUCCCUGUGUUUUCUUAAACUAUGCUUAAAACCAGUGGCUUAGGUUCACUCAUUACCCAACAAAUAUCUGGAUGCUUACUAUGCAGUAUAAACAAAAAGGACAAAAAUCUCUUUCACACUGCUAGGGAGGGACACCAAAUGAAAACUGAACAAUAAAAAUCAGAAUGAAGAGGGAGAGGAAGGGAGGCAGGGAGCG